GUUUUAGGCAUGCCCAAAAUUAGUGUUCAAAAAAAGUGGGCGACCUUAUGACCAAAAUCUGUCCCCCUUGAUUAAUUUGGCUCUCCCUCUGGCCUCCGUCCAGAACCAGAACAGACCCUUACCCUUUUGGUCUUUCCCUUUCCUGCCUACACCUUGUUUGAGCGAGCGACAGAGAAAAUCCCAUUUCUUGUGCUGAAUAACAUCUUUCUCUUACAAACAAACCCUACAACAACAUCAACAAAUCCUCUUGAAUGGCUAAUAAUAACAAACACACCAUUAUACUGAUGCAAGCAUCUCAGAACCGAGCAACAAGAACUUUUAUGGACUACGAAUCUAUAAGUCAGGCCAUAGAUGGUAUUUGUGGACUGUAUGAACGGAAGCUUAAAGAGCUCGAUCCUAUGAAUAGAGACAUCACGUAUGACAUUGCGGAUCUCUAUAAUUACAUUGAUGGCCUUGGCGAUAUGAGUGCGUUAGUCUACGAACAGUCUAUUCAAGCUUACCUGCCAUACGAUCGUCAGUGGAUCAAGCAUCGUACCUUUCAGCACCUCAAGAAAUUGGCAUCAGGAACUCGCUAGUUAAUAUCUGGAUUCAAUAUGAGUAUCACAAAAGCAAGAAGAUCUAAAUGAAAAUCAUGGACGUGUGUGAGGGCUAUCCUGCGCAGGUGGAUUUCAGGACAAGUAUUAUUUGUAGUGUUAACUGUUAAGUGUCUACAUUGGCUUGUUUUUUGUUUUCUGUCCAGGUCAGGUAAUUUCUUGUUUAGCAAGGCCCUACUCAUCUUUUUUCUUUUGGACAAGAAAACCGAACUUUUAUUAAACAGAUACCUAGUACAAAAUGGACGAGUUCUUAAAUCCUAGCUGUGAAGUGUGGAGGUUUCUGAACCUGUGUACAGUUUAUAUAAUCUUCUGCAGCAGCCUGUUUACUAUGCCCA
Papaver somniferum (opium poppy) is the source of this 928-nucleotide messenger RNA. RefSeq names its product enhancer of rudimentary homolog. Lineage: Eukaryota; Viridiplantae; Streptophyta; Magnoliopsida; Ranunculales; Papaveraceae. The record is from RefSeq and is a predicted model, not a curated record. The transcript has 4 exons. Bases 252 to 575 code for a protein of 107 amino acids.